This is a messenger RNA of Vidua chalybeata, 717 nucleotides long. RefSeq names its product electrogenic sodium bicarbonate cotransporter 4-like. The transcript has 3 exons. The record is from RefSeq and is a predicted model, not a curated record. NCBI's taxonomy places the organism in Eukaryota, Metazoa, Chordata, Aves, Passeriformes, Viduidae. The coding region runs from base 1 to 717 and encodes 238 amino acids. Gene Ontology annotation, molecular function: monoatomic anion transmembrane transporter activity. Gene Ontology annotation, cellular component: membrane. Gene Ontology annotation, biological process: monoatomic anion transport.
AUGCGAACCCACAUGCCCGGGGCGGGUGGCACGGCUCUCCGGGCAGCAGAUAACUGCUCACAGCCCAGACUAGAGAGCAGCAACCCUGGAGCUCCCUCCCAGGCUUUCGGCUGCAGCAUCUUUCCCUCCAGCACGGCCACAGCGGCCCGGCGAGCUGGUGCCGCCCUGCAGUGGGAGGAGAGGGGGGACGUCACCUGCCCGCUGCUCUUCAUCCAGCUCAACCAGCUCCUCAGCACCCCGGCGGGGCUGGAGUGGAGGGAGACGGCCAGGUGGAUCAAGUUUGAGGAGAAGGUGGAGGAUGGUGGGGAGCGCUGGAGCUCACCCCAUGUCCCAGCUCUGCCCCUGCACAGCCUGUUCCAGCUGAGGACAUGCCUGCAGAAGGGGACAAUGCUCCUGGAUCUGGAUGCCACCAGUUUCAAGGAAAUAAUUGACAAAGCACUUUCUGAGCAGCCCGAGGACGCAGAGCUGCAGCCUGCACUGAGGGAGCGCCUGGCAGCCCUCCUGCUCCUCCAGCCACAGCACCAGCCCACAAAAUCCCUGCUGCAGCUCCUUGCCGAGCUUGGUCUCUCUCCCUGCCGAGGUAGGAAGCCUGGCUGUCCCCCCAGGCAUCGUCCCACUGCCUCCAGCCCGGGGCAGUACCCACACUGGCCGUUUGCCUGUACAUGGAUUUUGCUGCUUCCUCUCUUUCUUUGCAGGGAAAGCCAAAGGCAGGUCUGA